Messenger RNA from Syngnathus acus (greater pipefish), 2344 nucleotides. Its product is annotated as protein transport protein Sec61 subunit alpha-like 1. Gene Ontology annotation, cellular component: membrane; Sec61 translocon complex. Gene Ontology annotation, molecular function: ribosome binding; signal sequence receptor activity; transmembrane protein transporter activity. The record is from RefSeq and is a predicted model, not a curated record. The transcript has 12 exons. Gene Ontology annotation, biological process: post-translational protein targeting to membrane, translocation; SRP-dependent cotranslational protein targeting to membrane, translocation. The coding region runs from base 146 to 1576 and encodes 476 amino acids. Lineage: Eukaryota; Metazoa; Chordata; Actinopteri; Syngnathiformes; Syngnathidae.
AAGUGACGUGUGUUUAGCGGCUGGUGUGGUGACGUGUCUCUACUGCUCGCUCUUUUCUCAACGAGCUGCUGGAUGGAGCCACACUGACUCAAGGCAACACGACAACUGGUAGCACUAACUUAGCUGGAGUCGACCCGAGGAUACCAUGGGAAUUAAAUUUUUGGAGGUCAUUAAGCCGUUCUGUGCGGUCUUACCGGAAAUUCAGAAACCAGAAAGAAAGAUUCAGUUUAGGGAAAAAGUACUAUGGACAGCCAUCACACUGUUCAUUUUCCUGGUGUGCUGCCAGAUCCCUCUUUUUGGCAUCAUGUCAUCGGAUUCGGCCGAUCCCUUCUACUGGAUGAGAGUCAUUCUGGCUUCCAACCGAGGUACUCUGAUGGAGUUGGGCAUCUCGCCCAUCGUCACAUCAGGCCUCAUUAUGCAGCUGCUUGCCGGCGCCAAGAUCAUUGAGGUGGGAGACACCCCCAAGGACCGUGCUCUCUUCAAUGGCGCCCAGAAAUUGUUUGGAAUGAUCAUCACCAUCGGACAGGCCAUCGUAUAUGUCAUGACUGGCAUGUAUGGUGACCCUUCAGAGAUGGGUGCUGGAAUAUGCUUACUCAUCAUCAUCCAGCUCUUUGUUGCAGGUCUGAUAGUUCUCUUGCUUGAUGAGCUGCUCCAGAAAGGCUACGGUCUGGGCUCUGGUAUCUCUCUUUUCAUCGCCACUAACAUUUGUGAGACCAUUGUCUGGAAGGCCUUCAGCCCCACCACUGUCAACACUGGACGAGGCACCGAAUUUGAGGGCGCCAUUAUCGCCCUCUUUCAUCUGUUGGCCACUCGCACGGACAAGGUCCGCGCCCUGCGAGAAGCCUUCUACAGACAAAACCUGCCCAACCUCAUGAACCUCAUUGCCACGGUCUUCGUGUUCGCAGUGGUCAUAUACUUCCAGGGCUUCAGGGUGGACCUCCCGAUCAAGUCAGCACGCUAUCGCGGCCAAUACAACACCUACCCCAUCAAACUGUUCUACACCUCAAACAUCCCCAUCAUCCUGCAGUCGGCUUUGGUCUCCAAUCUCUACGUCAUCUCCCAAAUGUUGUCCACGCGCUUCAGUGGGAACUUCUUGGUUAACCUCCUGGGAACGUGGUCUGACACAUCAACUGGUGGACCAGCUCGAGCCUACCCAGUAGGUGGCUUGUGCUACUACCUGUCUCCUCCGGAGUCCUUCGGUUCUGUUCUGGAUGACCCGGUCCACGCCGUCAUCUACAUUGUCUUCAUGCUCGGCUCUUGUGCCUUCUUCUCCAAGACCUGGAUCGAAGUUUCGGGAUCCUCUGCCAAAGAUGUGGCUAAGCAGCUGAAAGAGCAGCAGAUGGUGAUGAGGGGACACAGAGAGACUUCCAUGGUGCAUGAGCUGAACAGGUACAUUCCCACCGCUGCUGCCUUUGGUGGCCUUUGUAUAGGAGGCUUGUCAGUCAUGGCUGAUUUCCUGGGAGCCAUCGGUUCCGGCACAGGAAUCCUCUUGGCUGUGACCAUCAUCUACCAGUACUUUGAGAUCUUUGUGAAAGAGCAAAGCGAAGUGGGAAGCAUGGGAGCACUGCUCUUUUAGAAAAUGCCAAGUCGACGAUAUACAGCACCUCCAUACCGUGUCACAAUUUUACGUUCUGACCUAUUUUUUUUGUUUGGGGGGGGUUAAUUUGCAGAAUCAGUUCAUUUUGCAUCUGGGAUGGUUUUACACCUUUUGUCUCUCUGGCAUUGCCAAGAGAGCUAUCAUUUUGUUUUCCCUCUGCUUUGAGCUUUUUAGUGUCUUUAGCCAUUUCUUCCACCCGCAACCAUCCACGGUGGGUUCACCUGCCCACCAACUGCUUUGUCAGGUGAAGAAUCCCGAAACACACACGAGUGUGUGGUGCUGUCUUAGACUCACCUCGGUCGUUUUUCCACUAAGAACACUACGACGACAUAAAUUUCAAGCAUUUGUAUGUGUUAAGGAAAGCCAUGUUAGCAAUCAUGCUAAGUGUUCAUGGGGAUCUGUUAGCGGGAUGUGAAGAGUAUGAACAAAAUGUAUUUUUUGUUAUCUAGGCAAGUUGCCAACAUUUACUUUUAUGUUUAUAUUCUCUAUGGUGGACUGUUCAUAUUCACUCUGGUCAUAUGUAGGACACGGUAUGUUUGUCCUAUAUCACUGGCUGGUACAGUUAAGUGAUAGUCUGCACUGUCUUGCUCUGUAAUUCCCAGACUGAAUCACUGCACAAAACUGCCCGAAUGGUCAGUAAGAGGGUGGGUUUGAUAUGGAUGCAAAGGGGGGUUCAUUUUGGUUUUUACUCUUACGUACCGGACAUAAUUGUGUUAUUAAAAAAUAUUUUUUUCCAACAAUUGGAAA